Messenger RNA from Manis javanica (Malayan pangolin), 3733 nucleotides. RefSeq names its product KICSTOR subunit 2 (gene KICS2). Gene Ontology annotation, cellular component: KICSTOR complex. Gene Ontology annotation, biological process: cellular response to glucose starvation; protein localization to lysosome; cellular response to amino acid starvation. NCBI's taxonomy places the organism in Eukaryota, Metazoa, Chordata, Mammalia, Pholidota, Manidae. The record is from RefSeq and is a predicted model, not a curated record.
CACGUGGGUGGAGCUCGAGCGCAGGUCGCAUGGGGGAGUCUAUCCCGCUGGCUGCCCCGGUCCCGGUGGAACAGGCGGUGCUGGAGACGUUCUUCUCUCACCUGGGUAUCUUCUCUUACGACAAGGCCAAGGACAAUGUGGAGAAGGAACGAGAGGCCAACAAGAGCGCGGGGGGCAGCUGGCUGUCGCUGCUGGCGGCCUUGGCCCACCUGGCCGCGGCCGAGAAGGUCUAUCACAGCCUCACCUACCUGGGGCAGAAACUAGGGGGCCAGUCUUUCUUCAGCAGGAAGGAUUCCAUCCGCACCAUCUAUACUUCUCUGCAAAAUGAGCUAAAGAAGGUGGUGGCUGGCCGUGGUGCCCUGGGCGCGGCUGCUCCUCAUGUAGAAGAACUCCUUUCCCACCUGUCAGAGCAACUCUGCUUCUUCGUUCAGGCUCGGAUGGAGAUUGCAGACUUCUAUGAGAAGAUGUACACUCUCAGCCCACAGAAGUUCAUUAAUGCUGAAGAACUUGUUGGCCUUUUGGACACCAUCCUAAAGAAAUACAGCUCCAGAUUUCACCACCCCAUCCUCAGUCCUUUGGAGAGUAGUUUCCAGCUGGAAGUCGAUGUCCUGAGUCAUCUCCUGAAGGCCCAGGCUCAGGUCUCGGAGUGGAAGUUCCUCCCAUCUCUGGUUAACUUACACAGUGCUCACACCAAGCUGCAGACUUGGGGUCAGAUCUUUGAAAAGCAGCGGGAGACCAAAAAACAUCUGUUCGGAGGGCAGUCUCAGAAGGCUGUUCAGCCCCCACACCUUUUCCUUUGGCUGAUGAAACUCAAAAACAUGCUUCUUGCCAAAUUUAGCUUUUACUUUCACGAGGCACUGAGCCGACAAACAACUGCCUCAGAAAUGAAAACGUUAACUGCAAAAGCCAACCCAGACUUCUUUGGAAAGAUUUCCAGCUUCAUCAGGAAAUAUGACGCUGCCAACGUGUCCUUAAUCUUUGACAACCAAGGUUCUGAGAGCUUUCAGGGUCAUGGCUAUCACCAUCCCCAUUCCUACAGAGAGGCCCCGAAGGGUGUGGACCAGUACCCAGCCGUGGUGUCUCUGCCCAGUGACAGGCCUGUCAUGCACUGGCCCAAUGUCAUCAUGAUCAUGACGGACCGCACAUCUGACCUGAACAGCUUGGAGAAAGUGGUCCAUUUCUAUGACGACAAAGUUCAGAGCACCUACUUCCUAACCCGCCCAGAACCUCACUUUACCAUUGUCGUCAUUUUCGAGUCAAAGAAAUCUGAAAGAGACUCCCACUUUAUUUCCUUCCUUAAUGAACUCUCACUUGCACUUAAGAACCCCAAAGUUUUUGCAAGCCUGAAACCUGGAUCCAAAGGUUAGCAAGUGAUUUGCGUGACGGUUUUCAAGACUGAAAAUUAUGUUCUUAAUUGCUCUAAUGAUCUACAGUGAUCUGUGAUUAGAGUUUACAUCUAUUCAUGCCUCUUUCUGAGCUAAAUUAAAGACAGAUCCUACUUAAUUGUGUUGCAAAUAUUGUAAGCAAUUAAGGCCAAUUGAAUUAAGUACCCAAAAGGUAACCUGGAAAGCCAUCAUGGCUACUGUGUGUCUUCAUGGUACAGCAAAGUACUUCAGUAUUUUCUCCUGUAUUCCUGAAUUUCAUGUAGACUGAAUACUUAUGGGCCUUUGAUUUUUCUUUCCAGAUGUUUUAUAUUCUAAACAUUGUGUUCUAAUGCAAUUCCAAACGCCCUCUCCAUUCCUCUCCUUCCAGGAUAAGUAAUUGAGAUAAGCUAUUAAAUGGCCUUUUUAGAAUCAAGGACUGUAUGUUUUCUAUCUCAUAAAUUAACAAAUUAAUAUGAAAUUAUUCAUUUUGUUUUUCUGAUCGACAAAUAAGUAUUUCUGAUGCCAAAAUUAGGGUCUUCGUGAGAAAUUUCUUAACAGUUACUGAAAUUUAAGGUGAAUGAGAAUGGUAAUAAAACAUUAGGUUUUAACAGUUCAGAAGACUCUUGUGGCUUCUUUAAUAGCCAAGGGUUCUGUUGGUGUGAUCCACACACUUAACCACAUUUGUUUUCACCCUUAUAAAACUUGAACUGGUCACUCUGUUUUUCAAGUCAGUAUAAGCCCUUAGGUGGGGUUCUUCAUUCUUCAGCAUAUUACCAGCUUGGCUUCCUGUUUAUCACCUGUCUGCUGAAAUACACGUUCAUGUUUGGCUCCACUCCCUGAUUAUUUUUAGGCUGAAAAAGCAUGUAGUCUUGGUUUCUCAGCCACUUUUAGACAUUCAUGCAGCUUAGCCUACUUUUAUAAAAUCAAAAUGUAGAUCUCAAUACCUUGUACUUGCUAAAAAUCAAGUGUGCAUUCAAAAGACCUCUUUAUACCUGAGUAUUGUGCUGAAUACUCAGUACUGAAGCACGUUUGAACUUGGGUUUCAUGUCCGUCUCCUCCAAAUUAUUUUUAGAGGCAGUGAAACAUCUUAACACUUACUGCCUUAACACUCUCCUGAGUGGGUGUUUCUAGGAAAGUAGAUGGAUCAGGGAAGGUAUAAUGGGCUGUGGAGGACUUCACUUCUAGGUAUUGAUUCAUAAUAAAAAAUAAGCCACAGAGAGUAAUUGAGUUUGUUACUAUCUGAUAGUUUCUUCAAAGCUUGUAAUGAUCAGAUUAGUCCUGUUCUGAUUGCACAGCCACUGUUUUACUGGGCAGCCACAGCAGGCAAGCUGGCAGCUGCAGAGACCAUAGGAGGCCCUUCCAGCCAGUGUGGGAGGCCCGCCCACCCUCCGUCUGAACUACCUGGUGGAAGAACCCAUUGGCCGACUUCCUGGGGAGAACAUGUUUUUCUUUCCUUUUUCUUUUUUAAAAAUAUAAAAGUCAUGAUUUGUAAAAGCCAGUUUGCUUUAAAUAGAAAGUGGUGAUUUACCUCUGUAUUUUAUUUGCCCAGGUUCUAUAAAAAUCUGAACAGAUUUUACAACACUGAACUUAGAUUAAAAAAUUAAAAACAAUUGGAACGCAAAAGUUAAGUCAUUUUUCUUCCUUUGUUGUGUUUUGCCGUGAAGCUGAAAAAUACUCCUUGGCCUUCACAUAUUUUUUUUUCCUAGAUAAAACCUGUGUUAGCUUUAACGAUGCGGUCUCCUGUGUACUAACAAAUGCUUCAGUGGAACACGGAUAAGAAUGUAAAUAAAACAUAUACAAUACAUAAAUUACCCAGAACAUACUUGAAUUGUGAAUAUAUUUUUAGACAUAUUUUGGUUCAAGCCAAGAAAGUUAUUGUAGUCAGAUUCGUCCUCUAAAUUCAGAUAUGAAACUACCUGUGAACUCUGUUUUGCUAAUUGGAAGAGUAAAUGCACAUAUAUUCUUUCGUCAGACUGUGUAUUUUGAAAGUUGUUUCUAAAUCACAACUUGAUCGAUUUUUAUGAGUUACUAAGGGCAUGCUCAACACGUACUGCGUCUGCCGGCAGGUUGGCCAAGGAGCGUUCAUGUUCAGACAUGGGGUGAACUUCCAUAGCUUUGUCCUCUUGGGUCCAGCCUGGUAUCUGACUGUCAUUUUGGGGAGUGUGAAAUAAAGUAGUCCCUCCUUUAUUGCUGUUUCCUUCCGCGGUUUCGGUUACCCGCCAUCAGCCACAACCCAAAAGCAGGAAGGGCCUCCUUCCGACGUCAAGUCAAAGGUCAAUACUGUGAUGCUAGGUCACAGUGCCUAUGUCAUUCACCUCGCUGCGUCUCCUUACGUAGGCAGUUUAUUGGCUCGUAUACUGGGGAGAGAC